Messenger RNA from Ornithorhynchus anatinus (platypus), 1060 nucleotides. Its product is annotated as vomeronasal type-2 receptor 26. The record is from RefSeq and is a predicted model, not a curated record. Gene Ontology annotation, molecular function: G protein-coupled receptor activity. The transcript is spliced from 4 exons. Bases 183 to 998 code for a protein of 271 amino acids. Lineage: Eukaryota; Metazoa; Chordata; Mammalia; Monotremata; Ornithorhynchidae. Gene Ontology annotation, cellular component: membrane. Gene Ontology annotation, biological process: G protein-coupled receptor signaling pathway.
CCAAGUAUCACGAAGGACAACACUUGGGAAAUGCAGCCCAGGAAGGAGACGAUCGCUCAGGGCAUUGAGGAUGGAUUUGGGGAGGGUGACGGAGAUGAGGCAGAGGUUGAGGAUGGACAGGUGCUUGAGGAAGAAGUGCAUGAAGGUGUGAAGGUGCCGGGAAGAGGGCAGUGACGGCGCCGAUGAGGUCGUCCAAGACCCCUUUGAAGGAGUCAAAGUGCGUGAUCGUCUACCGUUCCCGCACCUUGGAGAGAAACUAUUCCAGCGGCUACUACCAGGAUCGAGAUGUGGUGAUCGGAGGACUCCUCUGUCUUGAUUUGAUUCCGGGUCAUUUCACUAUCUUUGAGAACUUCACGGAACCGCCAUCAAUCAGUGCCAUACCCACAGAAUACUUCACCAAACACUACCAGCAUCUCCUGGCCCUGGUGUUUGCCGUGGAGGAGAUCUACAAGGACACCAGCCUGUUACCGAAUAUCUCCCUGUGUUUCUACCUCUUCGACGUCCAUUUCCUGGAGAUGUUCAGUGCCGAGAGCUCCAUGGCUUUGUUCUCGGGGAGAGCCGGGAAGGUCCCCAGCUACAGCUGUGAGCUGGAGCGGCGGGACAAAUUGCUGGCUGUCAUAGGAGGGAUGACCUCCGGAGUGACCACGACUGGUUCCUGGCUGCUGGGACUCUAUGACCUCCCCCAGAUCUGCUACGGCCCAGAAGAACCUACUCUCAGAGAUAAGGCUCAUUUUCCAUCUCUCUAUCAGAUCUCUGUGAGGUCCUCAGAACUGUGCUCGAGUAUGAUCCAUCUCAUGAGACAUUUUCACUGGGUCUGGAUCGGCUUCCUGGUCACCGAUGACUUUAGAGGGCAGAUGUUCACUACGAUCCUAAAGGAGAUGACCAAGGAUGGCAUAUGUGUGACUUAUGUUGAAAAAAAAUCCAUGAAUACUUUACUGAAAACAUGUACAGGCUUGUCUCUUACUAUAAACAAAUUAUUGCAUCAUCGGCGAAAGUGAUCACUGCCUAUGGGGAUACAUACGCUUUACUGGCGUUAUAUAUCAAAAUUUGUUUUUUAUUU